AUGUCUUGUAUUAAUGCAUCUAAUUUUAGGUAUGCAGCUGAACAUGGUGUAAUUAUUGUCAAUCCAGACACCUCCCCACGAGGUUUAAACAUACCAGGUGAUUCAGAAAGUUGGGACUUUGGGGUGGGAGCUGGAUUUUACAUAAAUGCCACACAAAGUCCUUGGAAAGAUAACUACAGGAUGUUCAGCUACAUAACUAAGGAGUUAAUUGAAAUUGUUAACUCAAAUUUUCCAGUUGCCGAAGGAAAACAAUCAAUUAUGGGACAUAGUAUGGGGGGUCAUGGGGCUUUAGUGUGCGCCCUAAAAAAUCCCGGAUUAUACAAAUCUGUAUCAGCAUUUGCCCCAAUCUCAAAUCCUAUGGAAUGCCCUUGGGGGAUUAAGGCUUUCACAGGAUAUUUGGGCCCUAAAGAGACAGGGGCUUGGUCUGAAUGGGACGCGACUGAACUGGUUAAAAAGUACAGCGGACCUGCAUUGGAAUUGCUUAUUGAUCAGAUGGCUCUUACUGAGGUAUCUUGCAAUAAGAUUUUUGGGGGUUUACAAAAAGUAUUCUCCCACAAAUCCAAAGAAGUAGGAUGCACUAUGAAAUUUGGGGUAUUUGUACCCCCACAAGCUGAAGAAAACAAAAAAUUACCUGUUAUUUAUUGGUAUGCAGCUAUACAUGGUGUAAUUAUUGUCAAUCCAGACACUUCUCCACGAGGUUUAAACAUACCAGGUGAUUCAGAAAGUAUGGAUUUUGGGGUGGGAGCUGGAUUUUACAUAAAUGCCACACAAAGUCCUUGGAAAGAUAACUACAGGAUGUUCAGCUACGUAACUAAGGAGUUAAUUGAAAUUGUUAACUUAAAUUUUCCAGUUGCCGAAGGAAAACAAUCAAUUAUGGGACAUAGUAUGGGGGGUCAUGGGGCUUUGGUGUGCGCCCUAAAAAAUCCCGGAUUAUACAAAUCUGUAUCGGCAUUUGCCCCAAUCUCAAAUCCUUUGAAAUGCUCUUUUGGGAUUAAGGCUUUUACAGGAUAUUUGGGGCCUAAAGAGACAGGGACCUGGUCUGAAUGGGACGCCACUGAACUGGUUAAAAAGUACAGUGGACCUGCAUUAGAAUUGCUUAUUGAUCAGGGCAUGGAAGAUAAUUUUUUGAAAAACCAACUUUUGCCAGAAAAUUUAAUGGAGGCUUGUAAGAAUGUGUCUUUCCCUGCAAUUUUAAAGAAGAGGGAAGGUUAUGACCACAGUUAUUAUUAUGUUGCCAGUUUUAUUGGCGAGCAUAUUGAAUACCACAUGAAAAAUUUAACUAAAUAAGGAAAAAUGUGAUAUUAAAACGAAAUUCGCGAAUUAUUUUUUAUUUUAUAAAUUUGAAUAGGUAUGCUUAUUUUUGAGUAAAACAAAAUUGGCGAUGAUUUUUAGAAAAUUAUGGAUUGAUAUUCGAAAUGGAUUUUGAUCAGGUUCUUAAAUGCUUGUUUUUGAAUAAAACAAGCAAUAUUUUUUUUAAUUUUUGAUAUUGAUCAAAAUUAUGGAUUUUCAUCAUGUGCUCCAAAUGCUUGUUUUUUAAUUAAACAAACUUUGCGAUGAUUUUUAAAAGUUUUGAGUCAAAUUCCUUGUUUUUAUGGAUUUUGAUCACAAUAAGGAAAAAAUUGUCAUAAAAAACAACUUUCGCGAAUUAUUUUUUAAUAUAUAAAUUAGAUUAUUAAAUAUAAUUCAUUUUGAGUUUUAUGUACAAAUAUACGCUAUAAACGAGUUGUAUAUGUUAUUUAUUUAAUUGAUCCUCUUAUGUCAUGCCAGUAUUGUAGCAAAGGUUCUCGUUUUUGCCACACAUAUUGAUUACCAUAUAAUGCCCA
Molecule: messenger RNA, 1823 nt
Organism: Brassicogethes aeneus
Lineage: Eukaryota; Metazoa; Arthropoda; Insecta; Coleoptera; Nitidulidae
Source: the annotation of a GenBank genome assembly